Messenger RNA from Mesorhabditis belari, 915 nucleotides. The record is from the annotation of a GenBank genome assembly. NCBI's taxonomy places the organism in Eukaryota, Metazoa, Nematoda, Chromadorea, Rhabditida, Rhabditidae.
AUGAUCGCAAAAUAUUCAUCAAAUUCUCGUCAAGAUCUAUUGAAUGCUCAGGAAAAAUUGAAGAAAUUGCCUCGUUUGAAGUUUUUCUUGGCUUCACUAAAGAUUGAAAUCUCCGGAAUUCUUGUACCUGAAUCGAAAUAUUUAUUAUUUUCGUUUGAAGAUGAAAAGUCGACGUUUUGGAUUGGAUAUAAACGACUGUUGCAAUCCACACAUAUUCAUGUCGCUGUUAUUGGGGAUUUUAAUCAAAAAUCUUUCGAGACAUUCACUCUUGACACUUUGAGAGAUUCUGAAGUACUUGAGGAUUUAUUGCCAUUAAACGAUUUGACGGCACUCGGCGAUCCACAAGGAAUUCAAGCGUUGAAAACUCUUCUCGGUGAUAGGGGAAUUCAUGUCGAUUCUAAUGAAACUUUUCUUCUCUUUUCGUUUCCAGAAAUUAUCGAUCCACCAGAGAUUUGUCUACCUCAUGGAUAUUUUGUGGACAAAAUUCGUGAACAGGAUAUUCCGUUAGUGAUGGACACAUGGAAAUACGGUAGCCCUUCGGAAGAGGAACAGAUACGCGUUCGAAUCGAGAAAUUGGGCACAGUUUGCAUCCGCCAAAACUCCUCUCAAUUGGCGAAUCACGUCGGUUUCGCUGCCGGUUUUGCUCUUUUAGAACACGAUGGAUCUAUCAUUCAUUUAUAUGUACUGCCAGGAUAUCGGGGAAGGAAAUUGAGAGAUGCCAUUUUUCCAGUACUUGCCUACAAAGCUCAAAAGAAAUUCGGAAUCGAGCCGUUCUUUUGUUGUCUUCGAGAGAACAAUAUCAUGCUGAAUUGGGCUCAAGAAGAGUGGAAAGUUCUCGAUGAUAACGGUGACCAUUAUGCUGUUGAUUGGCUGUCGAUUUCCAUCGACGAAUUUAGAAAAGAAUUCUUGUCUCAA